AUGUAUAGAGAAGGCGAGCGAUGUAAGACGGAGUUAGUGAAGUCACUUUGCGAGGUCGGUGAGAAAAGGAGCCAUCACUUUUCGGUGAUCCGCGACGGCAGCAUGGUUUCAGAAACGAGUACGCUACCAUCUCUUUUCGUCAACCAAGAGCGCAGACGAGAUUGCUUGGCCCAUCGUUGGGAUGCUAACAUCGUCCAUUCAAGUCAAGCCGCAUGUCGAGCGUUCAAUGGCGCAGUCGACUUUCUGCUGCUUCAGGUGAGGUUCCAACUCUUCACUUCCACGACGUUCGUUUCUGAACAGAGGCUUGAGAAAAACGGGAGCAGUUUUGAUACGUGUAUUCCUAUUGAAGUGAGGAUUGUAUACUUUUUCACGCGUCGUGUUAUUUUCGACUCGCUUGACCUUGAAGCUGAUAAGUUGGUACUUGUCGCUUUGCAAGACCUGAAGACGGAGAAGAGUCUUGAAGCUCCUUCUACCCACAAGCCGGACUAUAACUAUGCCCAUUAUUCAGCAACGAAUACAAACAACACUCGGUACGGUUACGCGCUCACUUAUGCUUGUGGUAGGCCCAAUCAUACCCUAGAGCACCGCACGGUUCAUCGCACGAGGUGUCCUUGCUUCGUGCGUCCUUGGUUAAUGAGUACGCAUCCCCAAGCUUUGUCCUUCUUGCAGUUUGCGAGUUGGAAGCAGUCGCAUUUCGAAGGUGGUACUGGCGAUAAUAAUGAGGGACCGCAUGUUGAGGAUGAGGAGGAGGAGGAGAGGAGGAGGGACCGGACGCCAAAUCGAGAAAGACGCAAUAAUAGAUGCAAGCAGAUCAACUAA
This is a messenger RNA of Pseudocercospora fijiensis CIRAD86, 819 nucleotides long. RefSeq lists its product as uncharacterized. The record is from RefSeq and is a predicted model, not a curated record. The coding region runs from base 1 to 819 and encodes 272 amino acids. NCBI's taxonomy places the organism in Eukaryota, Fungi, Ascomycota, Dothideomycetes, Mycosphaerellales, Mycosphaerellaceae. The transcript has 12 exons.